This is a messenger RNA of Botrytis porri, 1821 nucleotides long. RefSeq lists its product as uncharacterized. Gene Ontology annotation, molecular function: structural constituent of ribosome. Bases 108 to 998 code for a protein of 296 amino acids. Gene Ontology annotation, biological process: ribosomal small subunit assembly; cytoplasmic translation. Gene Ontology annotation, cellular component: cytosolic small ribosomal subunit; ribosome; 90S preribosome. NCBI's taxonomy places the organism in Eukaryota, Fungi, Ascomycota, Leotiomycetes, Helotiales, Sclerotiniaceae. The record is from RefSeq and is a predicted model, not a curated record. The transcript has 3 exons.
UAUCUCGCACUAUCGCAAAAUUAUUCUUCGUCCUCAGCAAAUCGACAACUUUCGACAACCAUCUUCCAAAGGUUUGACAACUUCGACAACCACAUCAAAUCGCAAAGAUGGCACCUUCUCAACUUCCCGCGAUUUUCAACCCAACCUCCCAGGAUAUUGAGCAGCUUUUGGCCGCUCAAUGCCAUUUGGGAGCCAAGAACUUGCAAGUUCACAUGGAGCCAUACCUCUGGAAGACUCGCCCAGAUGGAAUCAAUGUUAUCAACAUUGGUAAGACCUGGGAGAAGAUCGUCCUCGCUGCCCGUAUCAUCGCAGCCAUCGACAACCCAGCUGAUAUCUGUGUUAUCUCUGCUCGUCCUUACGGUCAACGUGCCGUCUUGAAGUUCGCCGCCCACACUGGUGCCGUUGCCAUCGCUGGUCGUUUCACCCCUGGUAACUUCACCAAUUACAUCACCCGAUCCUUCAAGGAACCCCGCCUCAUCAUUGUUACCGACCCACGUACCGAUGCUCAAGCUAUCAAGGAGGCUUCCUACGUUAAUAUCCCAGUUAUCGCCCUUUGCGACACUGAUUCCCCAACCGAGUUCGUCGAUGUAGCUAUCCCAACCAACAACAAGGGUCGUCACUCCAUUGGUUUGGUUUGGUGGAUGUUGGCCCGUGAGGUCCUCCGUCUCCGUGGUUCCAUCGCUUCCCGUGAGGCUGAGUGGGAUACCAUGGUUGAUUUGUACUUCUACCGUGACCCAGAAGCUGAGGAGAACAAGGAGGCUAUUGAGGAGGCCAAGGCUCCAGGUGCUGAUGAGGUCGGUGCCGCUGCUGUUGACCAAGGAUUCACAGGUGCUGGUGACUGGGAGGUCUCUGGUGCUACUGCUGGUGCAUUCACUGCUGCUAGCAACACUGCUGCCGCUGGUGGAGCUUCGUGGGAUGCUGCUGAGCCAUCUGACUGGGCUGCUGCACCAGCUGCCGCUGGACAAGAGUGGGCUGCUUCCGGUACCGAGCAAUGGUAAAUGUCACACUACCCAACAAAAAAUAAUUAAGAUGUUUCUGCAAUGAACUGUAUUCCUUGGGGGUAAAAUUUGAAAGCACUUAUGAGGGAAAGAUACUCGAUUACCGUUCAUGUGCCAUGGUUUGAGAGGGAAAGCCCUGUGCGUUCAAAAGGAGUGGACUUGAUCGUUAUUCCGCUCUCAAUGAAAUGAGUCUCUGGUUGUGGCAUGACAAUCUCAGAUUAUCUUCGCAGAGGAUUGAUAUUUUCGCUGUGAUAUGAAGCUUCGUCGUAAUAAAUGGAGCAUGUCAUAAAAUCUAAUCAAACGCAUUGCAAAAAUACAUCGAUCUCAAACCAUGAUCCUGUGUAUUUGUGCAUAAUCCUCUCACAGUUUCUUUUGUAAUCCAUGCCAUUUCCUUUCAGUAAAUCUUGCAGUUCAACCCAAUUACGACCAAUUAGUCCCGCCUCUGAACUCUCAGCAAACACCGGUUUAUUCUCCAUUGUCCAUUACCUCUCCACUCCCUCAUGGAUGUAUCUUUCCUUGUAAAUUCCUCUUAUAGUCAUCCAUACGAAAGUGAGGUCCUGGUGGGCUUCAAAAGUUCUCGUGAUGUCUAGCGAGAUUUAUUUUGUAAUCGUAAGAACUUAGGAAGAGGAAUUGUUCUUCAGACUGGUACUGGGAAGCGCUCAAGGACAAAGCAUGGGGAACAUACGGGUGUCGUGAUAUAUAUUGUAUCAAACACUCGGUCAGAGGUGGGAUGUUUCAAAUAAGAAGUUAAGAACUACAUUGGAAUUGUUUAUAAUGUGCGUCACCAGAGUGGUCUGAUGCAAAUGAUAUUGUAUGGUAUGCU